Molecule: messenger RNA, 1359 nt
Organism: Phytophthora nicotianae INRA-310
Lineage: Eukaryota; Oomycota; Peronosporomycetes; Peronosporales; Peronosporaceae
Exons: 1
Coding region: 1-1359 (452 amino acids)
Biological process (GO): molybdate ion transport
Molecular function (GO): molybdate ion transmembrane transporter activity
Source: RefSeq, a predicted model, not a curated record
AUGCUGGACGAUAUUGAGGGACCCGCGGCGAGCCCUUUGCUGCCUACCGGAGCAAGUGACAGGUUCGCGAAGUUGACAGGGCCGCAGAUCGGACAGCCGUUGUACCGGAAGCUGUUCGUGUUUACCAGGCCGGGGUGGCGAGCGUAUCUGAAGCAGUUCAUGACGCUGCAGGAGCUCUCUGGAGCGUUCGGGGAUAUCGGCCUAUUCCUACCGCUGCUCACUGCGCUGGCCAUUGGACGAGUGCACGGUGUACCGCAAAUUGAGUUCGGAGCGGCGCUGUUCUUUGCGGGAGUCUUCACGUCCAGCUUGGCACUUCACUUCAACGUACCGAUCCCAGUGCAACCCAUGAAGACAAUUGCCGCCGUGGCCAUUGCUGACAAGCUCCCGAACGAGCAAAUCAUCGCUGCGGGUAUCCUCAUGGGGGCCAUCGUGGGCGUUUUGGCGCUGACUAACAUUAUCACGCAUGCGAGUAAGGUCGUGCCCGUUGCUAUUGUACGUGGAAUCCAGCUGGGUGUUGGGAUCAGUUUAAUGGGCAAAGGCUUCAAGACCGCGUAUGUGAAAGCGACAACAUCAACUAAGGACGAGGUCGUUUGGCUUGGCCUCGACUCUGUGUCCAUUUCGCUGCUCCUUGGGAUCCUAUGCAUCGUGUUCAUCCGUAACAAAAAAGUUCCUAUGGCGCUCUUGCUGUUUGUCUACGGGAUGCUCGUCGCUGUAUACCAGUAUGUACGUCUGUGUGAUGAAUAUCACCUGCCUGUGCUGUCGCUUUUCGGUCCGGUGUUCGUUGCACCAGUGGUCCCGUCAGCGCACGACUUCGGCCAGGCAUUUGUGUAUCUCGCCUUGCCACAGCUUCCGCUGACUCUGCUAAACUCGGUGGUUGCCCUGGAAUCGCUAGCUGCCGAGCUCUUCCCAACACACGACAAACCCGCCGGCGUGCGUCGUGUGUGCUUUAGCAUCGCUGGUGGGAAUCUGCUGUUCUCGUGGUUCGGCAUGCUGUCUGUAUGCCAUGGCGCCGGUGGUCUGGCCUCUCAGUACGCUUUCGGCGCACGCAGUAGCCUAUCAAUGGUUUUUCUCGGGGCUUUCAAGAUGUUCUUCGCUUUGCUACUGGGCUCAACGUGCGUGGCGCUGCUUCAGACGGGCAUCUUCCCGUCAUCCGUGCUCGGCGUUAUGCUGGUCUUCAGCGGGUUGAGUCUCGCUAUCGUCGGACUCAAAGUCGACACAAGUGAUCACGAUGCUGCGCUGCUGCUGCUGGCCACGACGUCAGGCUGCCUCGCCUUCAAUACGGGCGCGGGCUUCCUCCUCGGCCUUGGUUGUCAUGUGCUACUUCAAACUGUGCAGCACUUCAACAACAAGGUCAAGUAA